This is a messenger RNA of Mytilus trossulus (common blue mussel), 690 nucleotides long. RefSeq names its product dynein light chain roadblock-type 2-like. Gene Ontology annotation, biological process: microtubule-based movement. Bases 202 to 492 code for a protein of 96 amino acids. The record is from RefSeq and is a predicted model, not a curated record. Gene Ontology annotation, molecular function: dynein intermediate chain binding. Gene Ontology annotation, cellular component: centrosome; cytoplasm; cytoplasmic dynein complex. NCBI's taxonomy places the organism in Eukaryota, Metazoa, Mollusca, Bivalvia, Mytilida, Mytilidae. The transcript has 4 exons.
AAAUUGUUGGAGCGUAUAUUUACAAACACUUUUAAAAAUCAAUAAACCUACAAUUUUACUACAAAAAUUGACAUUUUAAUUACUUUAAAAUGAUGAUUUAAAUCGGAAAUCAACAACUACGCAUGACGAUAAACAUAUUUUUGUAUAUAGCAACAGAGGAAGUCAACUAGAAACCCAAUUUUCUACAAUAAUUCAACAAGAAUGUCUCACGAAGUAGAAGAAACCCUGAAGAGAAUACAGACACACCCUGGAGUGGUCGGAACUAUUGUUGUUAAUAAUGAAGGUAUUCCAAUUAGAACAACAUUGGAUAACCCAACGACAGUCCAGUAUGCCGGAUUAAUACAGUCUUUAACAGCAAAAGCUAGAAGUGCAAUUCGGGAUAUUGACCCACAAAAUGACUUAACAUUCUUAAGAAUCAGGUCUAAAAAGCAUGAAAUAAUGGUAGCCCCAGAAAAGGAGUACUUACUGAUUUGUAUCCAGUCUCCGAAUUAAGGACUUGAUCCUCAGUGGAUAAUACCACUAAGAUGUCAAAGUUACAUGCCAUGUACAUAUAAACAGUGCAAUAGUAAUUAGUUAUAUCUAAUACUAAGAUAUACAGGACGUAGCCGAGCUUUACUACAUUCGGACUUGCUAUAAUAUAUUGUUACAGAAGUUAGAAUAUUUUACUACAAUAAAAUUACUAAUAAAUGA